Molecule: messenger RNA, 1091 nt
Organism: Brienomyrus brachyistius
Lineage: Eukaryota; Metazoa; Chordata; Actinopteri; Osteoglossiformes; Mormyridae
Exons: 6
Coding region: 40-768 (242 amino acids)
Biological process (GO): response to bacterium
Source: RefSeq, a predicted model, not a curated record
GACCUGUUCAGUGUCACACGUGACACUCAUACCGAAGCCAUGCUCAAAUUGGAAAGUAACUGGACAAAGAUUUUGCUGUUUGCUGGGAUAAGAUUGAUUCCUGGAGUCCUUCUAGUGUACCCUGACUCCGUGGUCAUGCCCCGGGGUGAAAAUGUGACACUACUGUGCACCAACAUUAUGAAAGCUGCAGGAUUCGUGGCCUGGUUCCGACAAGCCAAUCAAUCAGUACCACUGUGUAUCUUGUCAACGUAUAGCACUUCAAGGAAUGUUUUAUAUUACAAUGGGGCAUCAGCUGAACGUACCAAAAUGAAUGUGACCAAAAACAACAUCUCCCUCAGAAUUACUGCAGUGGAUUCAUACGACACAGGACUGUAUUUCUGCGGGAUGUGGGUGGAGACAAUGUUGAUUUUUGCCAAUGCAACUUUUUUACAUAUCAGAGGAAACAUCCCAGAGGAGGAUGACCUUCAUAAAGGACUGCCAAAAUAUGAUAAUGUAGGAAAAGAAACCAGCUUGUUUCCUGUCCUUGUCAUUAUGGGGAUUGUGGCCAUUAUCCAACUGGUAGUAAUUGUCAUGCUUGUAGUAAGAGGGAGACUGCAAGACAGGAACAAAGACAGUAAAGGAAAUGCCAUUCAGCAAACUCAUGAUGAACAGAACCAAGACCCAGAUUUGGUGAACUAUGCAGCGUUGGAUUUUACUCGUCAUAAGAGGAAGUCUGUGGGAAGACAAAAGGACCUGGACACUCAUGUAAUUUAUUCAGCUACAAGAUGAAGUCUGGCUGAAUAUAGGAAAACAUGGGACAAACCGAUGAUUUGGGUCAGUUAACAAACAGACUGUCAUAAUCCCCCGACAUGUCUGUGUGUGACUGUAUAGCUAUAUACUGUACACCUCAAAGAUACUGUUGGAUCUGUCAUUGUGUAAUGUUUCAUUGUUUUUUUGUCACAAGCUAUAUAAUGGCAAUUUUGUUUAUCCAGGUUCUCACAAUAUUAUUGUACUUGGAUAGUAAAUAAUAUAUGCAUAUAAAAAACUGUUCUUUUCUCCUUAGUACUUAAAGUCAAGCCAUACCCAGCAUCAAAUAAACUUGUAUAAAUGAA